CACUCUCAAACACUCUCUUCUCACGGUCUCAUCAUUCACCCCCGCCGACCGCCACAUCCUACCCCCUCAGCCCCUCACCGCCAACGCUAAGAUCCUCCCCUUUCACUCUCGACGUCACCGCUCACUACAGCAGUGAGUCGUCGCGCCCUUGAGUCGUCGCCGUCUUCCAGUGUUCGCCAUUUUCGCCGGUCUUCGCGUCUGCGCCUCUUCUUCGUUUUCGCCAACAGCUGCUCUGCUCUCCGAGAUGGGUGAGGAGGUGAAAGCAAUUGUUCCCGAGUCUGUGCUUAAGAAGCAGAAGAGGGAGGAGGAAUGGGCCUUGAAGAAAAAGGAGGAGCUUAAUGCUGCAAAGAAGAAGAGAGCUGAGAGCCGCAAGCUCAUUUACAGCAGGGCAAAGCAAUAUGCAAAGGAAUACCAGGAGCAGGAAAAGGAGCUGAUCCAAUUGAAGCGGGAAGCAAAGCUGAAAGGUGGAUUCUAUGUUGAUCCAGAGGCUAAACUCCUGUUUAUCAUCCGCAUCCGUGGUAUCAAUGCCAUGGACCCCAAGUCAAGAAAGAUCUUGCAGUUGUUGAGGUUGAGACAGAUCUUCAAUGGUGUGUUCCUAAAAGUUAAUAAGGCCACAAUGAACAUGCUUCACAGGGUUGAACCAUAUGUGACCUAUGGAUACCCAAAUCUGAAGAGUGUAAAAGAGCUUAUUUACAAGAGGGGAUUUGGUAAGUUGAACAAGCAGAGAAUUGCCCUAACCGACAACUCCAUAAUUGAGAAGGCACUGGGCGAACAUGGAAUUAUCUGCAUCGAAGAUCUUAUCCAUGAGAUCAUAACAGUUGGUUCCCAUUUCAAGGAAGCAAACAACUUCCUUUGGCCAUUUAAGCUCAAGGCUCCAUUGGGUGGCUUGAAGAAGAAGAGGAACCACUAUGUUGAAGGAGGAGAUGCCGGAAACAGGGAGAACUACAUCAAUGAGCUUAUUAGGAGAAUGAAUUAAUUUUGUGGAUGAGAUUCUGAGUUGGAGUUGAUGAUUGAUUUUAUCGGUGGUUGUAAAUUUUGUUAAUUGUGUGUUCUGGGUUGGGGGUUGUUGGUGAUGUGAUUCUGAAUUUACUUUGGAUGCUGACAAUGAAUUCUUUGUUUUGAGUAUGGAUUCU
Arachis ipaensis is the source of this 1133-nucleotide messenger RNA. The record is from RefSeq and is a predicted model, not a curated record. NCBI's taxonomy places the organism in Eukaryota, Viridiplantae, Streptophyta, Magnoliopsida, Fabales, Fabaceae.